Phycodurus eques (leafy seadragon) is the source of this 3690-nucleotide messenger RNA. It is a transcript of the gene grin3a, whose product is annotated as glutamate receptor, ionotropic, N-methyl-D-aspartate 3A. Bases 1 to 3690 code for a protein of 1229 amino acids. Gene Ontology annotation, biological process: ionotropic glutamate receptor signaling pathway; modulation of chemical synaptic transmission; monoatomic ion transport. Gene Ontology annotation, cellular component: postsynaptic membrane; plasma membrane. Lineage: Eukaryota; Metazoa; Chordata; Actinopteri; Syngnathiformes; Syngnathidae. The record is from RefSeq and is a predicted model, not a curated record. The transcript is spliced from 10 exons. Gene Ontology annotation, molecular function: transmitter-gated monoatomic ion channel activity involved in regulation of postsynaptic membrane potential; NMDA glutamate receptor activity.
AUGCUGAAGAUGGGGCUGAUGAUGAUGAUGCUGAAUGGUACCGCAUCCUUACUGUGUUUACUCCAGUGCGUGGUCGUCUUUUUCCCGGCGUGCUCUCACUCGCACCCACAGCCGUGCCAGGUUUUAAAGCGCAUCGGGCACACGGUUCGGGUGGGAGUUCUGCACGUGCAUCCUCGCUUCCUCCCCGACGCCGGCAGCCCCGCGGGGGGUCCACCGGAGACCAGAGAUGGGCGAGCGCAGGUGGACAAAAGUGCCGGAAGCCUCCGGAGUAGAAGUUCUGCUCCCAGCCAGCGGGGUGGAAGUAGGGGGAAAAUUCACGCACGGCAGCGGGAAGAGAAGGCGUCGUGGGAUGGUCGAACAUUCGCCCCCAGAGAGUCGGCGCUCCUCGCGGUAGAGGCUGUGAACCGAGCCGGGAUUCUUCCCUUCAAUUUGUCCCUGGAGCUCGUCGUGGCGGUCGGCUCGGGACUCGGCGAGCUGCCCGCCUUCUCCUUCUCCUCCCCGGGCAGCCCCGAGGACGAGGACCCGCUGUCCUUUGUGGAGAGCGUGUGUCACACGGUGGUCGUGCAGGGGGUCUCCGCCAUGGUGGCAUUCCCACGAAACCGUGACGAGUUUGUCAAGUUGGAAUUUGUAUCUCAAGCUCUUCGGGUGCCGGUGGUCAGCAUUCUUCCGAGAGAGUUUAAGCGCCAAAGUGAGAAUCCUGUUCAUUUCCAAAUGGCCAUGCGGACAGUGGAAGCCCCAGCACCCCAUCUCCUCUACUCCCUUUUGAUGAUGAAUGGCUGGUGGGACAUAAGUGUGUUGCUCUGCCAGAAAUGGGACAUAAGUGAAUUUAUUUUCCUCAUCAAAAAUAACACCCGUUUCCACCUGGGCACUCUUGUCAACCUGACAGCUUCAACCUCCGCACUGCCUUCAUCUUCUUUACCAAACUCAGGAGGCACAUUAAGUGUUUCGACAGGAGCAGGGCUGCCAUCAUCAACAUUUUCCCACCAUUUGUCUUCAUCUCCUUCGGCCUCCUCCGCCAAAACGGACCAUCAGCAAGCUCUCAUGCAGCAGUUGGAGGCCCUGAGAGAGCCUUCAUCCACAGUUGGAGUGGUGACAUUCGGGUGCGAGAUUCGCGAGGUGCGUCGCCUGUGGGCGAUGGUUACGAGGAUGACGCUUCCAGAAUUCCACUGGAUCUUGGGGGAUGGCCAGAAUGUGGCUGAGUUGAGAACAGAGGGAUUACCCCUUGGACUAUUGGCUCACGGGGUCAUGGCAUCCCCCUCUCUGGAUCAAUAUGUCCAAGACGCAUUGGAGCUGGUGACACGGGCGAUUGGAAGUGCAGCCCAAGAGAAUCCUGCCCUGGCGCUCAUUCCUGGAACUACAAAUUGUAUGGAUGUACAGCAGAGCAACGCAAGCUCAGGGGAAUACUUGACAAGAUUUAUUUCCAACACAUCCUUUGAGGGCCAGAGCGGCUUUAUAUCCAGAGAACGUCAGAGCCAAAAUGUCAUCUCGGAGGCCCAUCAAUACAUCUGGUCCCUCCAGCUAGACCCUCUGGGCCAGCCAACCUGGACCAGACUAGGACGAUGGCGGAGGGGGAAAGUUCUUAUGGAUCACGGGGCCUGGACGAGCCGCCAGGCCUCUGGAGGGGGAGGCGACUGGCGCAGACCCACGAGGCUGCAUUUACGGGUGGUGACGCUGGUGGAGCACCCGUUUGUAUUCACCCGGGAUGUGGAUGGAGAUGGGCUGUGUCCUGCUGGCCAGUUGUGCCUCAACCCACUCACCAAUGACUCAUCGGUUUUACAGAGUUUUUUCCAAAAUCUUGCAGGACCAAAUGGAUCUGUCCCCACAGACUCUAAGAAAUGCUGCUAUGGUUACUGUAUUGACUUGCUGGAGAAGCUGGCAGAGGAUAUGGGAUUCACCUUUGACCUCUACAUUGUUGGAGAUGGGAAGUAUGGAGGCUUUAAGAAUGGUCGCUGGACGGGAUUGGUGGGUGACCUCCUUAGUGGUGCUGCUCACCUAGCUGUGACGUCUUUUAGCAUUAAUUCAGCAAGAAGCCAAGUCAUUGAUUUCACCUCACCCUUCUUCUCCACCAGCCUGGGAAUUCUGGUUCGCACCCGUGACACCGCAGCACCUAUUGGGGCCUUCAUGUGGCCUCUCCACUGGUCAAUGUGGCUUGGCAUCUUUGUCUCUCUCCACGUUACCGCAAUCUUCCUCACCCUGUAUGAAUGGCACAGCCCGUUUGGUAUGACGCCACGCGGACGCAACCGAGACCGGGUCUUCUCCUUCUCCUCAGCUCUGAACGUGUGCUACGCUAUUCUUUUUGGGAGAACCGUAGCCAUCAAGCCUCCAAAGUGCUGGACGGGCCGUCUGCUGAUGAACCUUUGGGCCAUUUUUUGUCUCUUCUGCCUGUCCACCUACACGGCUAAUCUGGCGGCAGUCAUGGUUGGUGAGAAGACCUAUGAGCAGCUGUCAGGGAUCCAUGACCCGAAGUUGCACCAUCCCUCUCAGGGAUUCCGAUUCGCCACAGUGAGAGAAAGCAGCGCUGAGGAUUACGUCAAAAAGAGUUUUCCCGAGAUGCACGAGUACAUGCGGCGAUACAACGUCCCAGCAACACCGGAUGGCAUACACAAUCUCAAGGCCGAUCCCCAGAAACUUGAUGCGUUCAUCAUGGAUAAAGCUCUGCUGGACUAUGAGGUCUCAAUUGAUGCAGACUGCAAGACACUGACUGUUGGCAAACCAUUUGCUAUAGAAGGAUACGGGAUUGGGCUCCCUCAGAACUCUCCCCUCACCUCCAACCUCUCCGAGCUUGUUAGUCAGUACAAGUCGGAUGGCUUCAUGGACAUGCUGCAUGACAAAUGGUACAAGGUGGUGCCAUGUGGGAAGCGCAGCUUUGCUGUGACUGAGACCUUACAGAUGGGUAUUAAGCAUUUCUCCGGGCUCUUUGUGAUGCUGUGUGUGGGUGUGGCCUUAUCUCUGCUGACCACCAUUGCAGAACACAUCGUGUACAAGCUGGUGAUCCCGAGGGUCAAAGAGCCUCGCUUCAAAUAUUGGCUGCACACCAGCCAGAGAUUACACCGAGCCCUGAACUCUGUCUUUACCGAUGACAAGCUGCAGACUGUCACCAAGCCCGAGAAGAGGUGCAAUGAAGGAAACAACCAGUCGACAUCCUGGAAUCCCGCAGAGUCCUCUCUGUGUACCAGACGUAGGGUUCUUCCAAACGAGGCGCACAAUGACUUGGAGCGCCCGUCCCGGGAUCUUCCUCUACCACCACAAGCUUCUGCUCAUUCUCUUCACCAUUCUCUCCCUCUACUGGAUAAACACCUUCCAAUCAUGACCACCCCUAACGGUCGCUCCAACCUAUUAGGCCGCUUGUAUCCUCAAGGACUGGGGCAAGGGCAGGGGAGCGCCACACCGGGCAUGACCCCAGGACAGUGUCUGGGUUUGGGUGUGGGGGACUGUGACCCCGGGCUCGGUGUGGGUCGGAGUCCACUGGUGCAAGAGCUGUCAGAACUGGAAAGUCAAAUCUCUGUGAUCAAACAGCAGCUGCAGUCAGCCAUGAUGAGGAAGAGAGAGCUUGAAAAGUACCAGUCAGAAAACCCACUAGCAAACCAGACUGCACCUAGUCAAGCUACUGUGCACCAGUCUAACCAGUUUUCACAGGAUGCACAAUCCCACCAACAGACUAACCAACACCAAAACUCCAAAAUGUUUUAG